AUAGUUUAGAGGACAAUCUACUUUUUUUACUCAUUAAUAUCAUUGUUUAAGCUUCACGCAUGCAUGUAGCUUCUUUCUUUGCGUUACGGAAAGGAAGACUCAACGCAACACUUUUGGGUCAUCUCCUCCUCAAACAUUCCUUGCUUUCUUCUUCUUCAACCUUGUCGCGUGUGUGUGCAAUAUCUAUUUCAUCACAUAUACAUACACACAAAUAACUCAUAAGGCAAUUUCAUUGUUAUCACCAUCUUCUCCUUCUGAAUCUUCCUAAUCCACUGAUCAUCACCAGAAAAAGCCAGAAACCUGCUCAGCUUCUUCAUAAUGGGCAUUCUUGCAACUAUGGCCAGAAAUAUCGAUUCACUAAUCGGACCUGGAGUCAUGCUUCUGUAUCCUUUAUUCGCAUCAAUCAAAGCAAUUGAGAGUCCCAGUACCUUGGAUGACCAGCAAUGGCUGACCUACUGGGUUCUAUAUUCCUUCAUCGCCCUCUUUGAGCUUACGUGCAAUAAUAUCCUACCCUGGGUUCCGAUAUGGCCAUACCUGAAGCUGGUAUUUGGCCUGUGGCUGGUACUGCCAAAGUUCAACGGGGCAGCUUACAUAUAUGACAAUUUUGUGAGGCACUACACUAAGAAUAUUGCAACCCUUGGAAUCAGUUCCAGCUAUCCUGAACAUCACAAGAAGGUCCUUCAGAUGAUGAGCUUUGAUGCCAGAAAAGGUGUCGAAACUUAUAUACAUCGAUAUGGCCCUGAUGCUUUCGAGAGAGUCAUCAGAACUGCUGAGAAAGAAGCAAGGAAGCACUGAAGAUCAUUUUGAUAAGUUCAUGAUGAGAUAACUAAUAAUUAAUCAGCAAUUCUGUUAAUUAUCAGUAUGUUUUAGUUUUAAUUUAUUUAAUUAGAGGAGAACCAGACUUGAUUAAUUAUUUACUGUAUGUACCUACCUUUCAAGUUAUUUUAACGCAA
Prosopis cineraria is the source of this 953-nucleotide messenger RNA. Its product is annotated as HVA22-like protein f. The transcript is spliced from 5 exons. The record is from RefSeq and is a predicted model, not a curated record. Lineage: Eukaryota; Viridiplantae; Streptophyta; Magnoliopsida; Fabales; Fabaceae. The coding region runs from base 319 to 795 and encodes 158 amino acids.